This is a messenger RNA of Exophiala xenobiotica, 1296 nucleotides long. RefSeq lists its product as uncharacterized. Gene Ontology annotation, cellular component: ERMES complex; endoplasmic reticulum. Gene Ontology annotation, biological process: mitochondrion organization; phospholipid transport. NCBI's taxonomy places the organism in Eukaryota, Fungi, Ascomycota, Eurotiomycetes, Chaetothyriales, Herpotrichiellaceae. The coding region runs from base 1 to 1296 and encodes 431 amino acids. The transcript has a single exon. The record is from RefSeq and is a predicted model, not a curated record. Gene Ontology annotation, molecular function: lipid binding.
AUGUCUUCGGACUUGACCUUCACUCAAGGCCUCAUUGUUGGCCAACUCUCGGUGGCUCUCUUCAUUGCAGCGUUCAUAAAAUUCUUCAUCUUUGGCGAAGCUCCUCCUCCUCCUUCUCGUUCCUCCAAGCGAGCCCCGAAGCACAUCCGGACUCCUUCUCUGCACAGCGUCGCUUCUUCCAAAACUGCAGUCUCGCAAUCCCUACGAAACAAAGCCAGCUCCAACGUCCUCCGCCCGGUACCCAACAAUGCCACGGACAUCGCCUCGAUCUUGCGAAAGACCUAUUACCAGAUCCCGAAUCGAGCUCACAAGAACAGCCAUUCCACACAUCAACCAGAGAGCCUGGACUGGUUCAAUGUCCUUCUUGCCCAGACGAUAGCACAAUACCGGCAAACAGCGUACAAUUUAAGAGAGGGCACUGGAAACACACCUACAAUUCUGGCGAGCCUGGAAGAGGCAAUCAAUAACCCGGAAAAGAGGCCGUCAUACAUAGACAAGAUCAAGAUCACAGAGAUAUCCAUGGGCGAGGAAUUCCCCAUCUUCAGCAAUGUUCGAGUCAUUUCAGUUGAAGACGAUGCUUCAAGCUCUACUGGGGGAAGACUACAGGCUCUGAUGGACGUCGAUCUCUCCGAUGAUAACCUGACUCUGGCCAUCGAGACUGCUCUCAUCCUCAACUAUCCCAAACCCUUUUCUGCUGUCCUGCCAGUCGCGCUGGCUGUCUCAGUCGUCCGAUUCUCCGGCACCUUGUCGAUAAGUUUCAUCCCCGCUACACAAGAUGAUGCAGAGGAUGAAAGCAUGAAGAGGAACAGGCCGGCCCAUGUGACGGGCAAGCCCAAGACGAACCUGGCAUUUUCCUUCCUCCCCGAUUACCGCCUCGACCUCUCUGUGAGGAGCUUGAUUGGCUCGCGGACACGGCUGCAGGACGUGCCAAAGAUUGCACAGCUCGUGGAAGCGCGGAUCCAAGCAUGGUUCGAAGAGAGAGUCGUGGAGCCACGCGUACAAGUCGUCCCCCUCCCAGGCCUCUGGCCUCGCAUGGGCAAAGUAAGGGUCCGGGACGGCCAAGAUGAGGAUAGGCCACCAACACAAGACGAACAUCGAGCUGCUUCAUUUGUCGAACGCGGAGAACGUAGGUCGGACGACAGCUUUCCCUCACAGGAAGAGACGGAAAAGAUCUUCGAGGGACUCAGAUGGCGUACAGGUCGUGAACGAUCGAACAGCCAGGUCAUCGAGCAUGACGGAGAUGUGACGACGACUCCGCAACCUUUGCGAAUGAUGCCUGGUGCUUUACCAGCGUGA